AAAUUUACAAGAUGAAGAGAAUCGAUUCCGUGUAGAUAGAUAGGGCAAAAGCCCUAAGUUUCCAAUCAUUUAAUCACCGAUUGCCGGCCAUCCAUGGAUGGAACACGGAACAUCGAUCAAAUUAUCGCGUUGCACAAUAUCGUGAACCCUCCCCACCCACCCAUCCCCCGUUAAAUAGGGUUGAAUUGUGAACGACCGUUUUGAAUAGAAGAUCAUGAUGUCGGUCACGAAUUACAACGAAACCGAUACCGGCACGGUGGCCAAUUAUUUUGGUAAUUCCGAUUUGGAUCAAUCGUUCGCCACCAAUCUGCCCCAGCCAACAGCUACGUCCUCCGUUUUGAACGUGACAACGUUGCCAACAGUGCCAACGGCCACGAAUUACGGCCAAACGAAUCUGCUCGAGAGUUUGAUCGUCCCUCUAUAUGGAAUAAUAUUUCUGCUCUCCAUCGUUGGAAAUUCGUUGGUGUUGAUCACCCUGGCCCGUAACAAGAGGAUGAGGACCGUGACCAACGUUUACUUGUUAAAUCUGGCAGUUUCGGAUCUGCUGCUCGGCGUCUUUUGCAUGCCUUUUACACUUCUUGGACAAGUUCUGAAGAAUUUCGUUUUUGGUAUAACGAUGUGCAAACUCAUACCGUAUUUUCAAGCCGUGUCGGUGUCUGUCGGUGUAUGGACACUGGUCGCCAUCUCUUUGGAGCGUUACUUUGCCAUCUGCAGACCACUGAAGUCGAGAAGAUGGCAAACACAGUUCCAUGCUUACAAAAUGAUUGCCGUGGUUUGGACAGCCAGUCUUACGUGGAAUGCGCCAAUUCUCGUUGUUUCGCGGUUGAAAAGUAUACGGGAUGGAAGACAAAAGUGCCGGGAGGAAUGGCCGAGCGUUGGCGCCGAGCGAGCUUAUAAUCUUUUCUUAGACGGGACCCUGCUUUUAGUUCCCUUAAUCGUGAUGAGCCUGGCUUAUUCUUUGAUCGCAGUGAAACUUUGGCGGGGAUUACGGCAGGAAAUUCGUCAGUCGUCGAAUUGUCAGCAACGUCUGGAGAGGAUAGAAUCGGCGAGGGCGACGGUGAAGAAUUCCACGUAUGACAAAGGCGAUGGAGGGGCGAACUCCACCACGGUCGUACUCAAUGCUUGCGGCGCAUCCUCGAAAUUAAGGCGAGGAUUUCCCUCGUCCUCUCACCACGGAUGCUACCAUGGCGCUCCCCAGGGAGUGGCGUCUAGGAUACGUGUUCCGAGAAUGAAAGUGUCCAGUGUGUUCGGUGGAAAAUUAAAGGGAUCGGAUUUUCCCAAUGAAUCGAGAGUGCAGGUUCGCAGCAAUGGAAACAAUUGUGUUUCGAGGGAUACGAAAGAUUCCUCGAACGAGGAGCAACAAGAUUCGGGCUGUCCAUUCAAUAGGCAACACAUUAUACGCAGCAACUACAUGGGCAAAAGUAUCGAAGCCAAGAAAAAAGUGAUAAGGAUGCUGUUCGUGAUCGUGUUGGAAUUUUUCGUCUGCUGGGCACCGUUGCACGUGAUCAAUACUUGGUAUCUUUUCGCGCCAGAUCUCGUGUAUUCGACCGUCGGCAGCACGGGGAUCAGCCUGGUACAAUUGCUGGCCUACGUAUCGAGUUGCUGCAAUCCAAUCACGUAUUGCUUCAUGAAUCGAAAGUUUCGCCAAGCGUUCCUCGGCCUCUUCGAUUGUCACCGUUGUUGGAGAGUAGGGUGUAGAAACAGCGAUAUCGCGAUGGCGUCGACCAGAAAUGCUGCACAAGCAGGGAACAACAGCGAGCUAAGCGGGAACGAAUCGGCAGUUUAUCUUGGAAAAGCUUCCCUCGCCACCAGAUCAGAAGUGGUACGACUGUUGGAGGAGGAGGACCGCGUCUAGUAUAGGCAGAACGUGUGUUUCACCGAGAACACGAGGCCGAACGUCUCUUUGUUCCAUAACGAGGGGGACGAUUUCUUCUUAAAGAUAUCUUGGCGUCCAUCCACGGACAGAGUUCCUUUCUACGGAGAGAGAUGCCUCUCUGUUAACGAUCUGCACCGUUCCUCGUCGCGUGGAUCAUCCUGCGUGGACAAUCUUAAUUUCCUUUACGACUGAUGGCGACGCGAUCUUGUAAUUAAAUUGUAAGUCUCGUCGUGGAAUUUACGAUUGUUUUUUUUGAAUAAAAGCAAGAUAAUGAUAU
Molecule: messenger RNA, 2153 nt
Organism: Apis florea (little honeybee)
Lineage: Eukaryota; Metazoa; Arthropoda; Insecta; Hymenoptera; Apidae
Product: cholecystokinin receptor type A
Biological process (GO): neuropeptide signaling pathway
Cellular component (GO): plasma membrane
Molecular function (GO): gastrin receptor activity; neuropeptide receptor activity
Source: RefSeq, a predicted model, not a curated record